UUAUUUAAUGGCUUUGGAUCGCAGGAUAAUCUUUUUCCCACUUUGGAUGUUUCAUGGAGUUGUUGCGGGUGGAAGGUUUUCCUUACCUGCUCCAUCUGUCCCCCAUAAUCGCCAAUGGGCACCAUGUCAUGCCAUUGUUGCGAUACCACUACUCAUUGCAUUUGAACUGCUUCUCUGUAUAUAUCUUGAGAGUGUAAAUGUUCAUGGCGUUGCUGCUAUAAACUUGAAGACUGUCUUUCUUCCAUUGUUGGCUUUUGAAAUACUUAUUCUAAUUGACAAUAUCAGUAACAAGUGCAAAUGGAGCCUGCGAUGUCUUAGAAUGUGCAGGGCUUUGAUGCCAGGAGAUGAUGAAAGCAUUAGUGAUGAAACAAUUUGGGAAACACUACCCCACUUCUGGGUUGCAAUUUCUAUGGUCUUCUUUGUUGCUGCUACGGUCUUCACCCCUCUGAAGUUAUGUGGUGAUUUUGGUGCUCUUGGCUGGUGGGUCUUGUUCAUAAAUUUUGGUACUGCUGAGAGCUUUGCUUUUCUUGUCUGUACAAAGUGGUCCAAUCCAGUAAUUCAUAGAGAAUCCCCAGUAUUAGAAUCUGGUUCACCUAGCACAACUAUCGGAUAUAUUGACUGGAACAGUGGCUUAGCAGGUAUGCCAGAGGAAGAUCAGCAUCUGGAUACAACGUGUAGCCUGCAAGAAGUUGGGGGUCACAUCAUGAAAAUUCCAAUAAUUGGUUUUCAAGUCCUUCUUUGCAUGCAUUUAGAGGGAACACCUCCUGGUGCUAGACAUAUACCGCUUCCUAUUUUGUUCUCUCCUCUUUUCCUACUGCAAGGUGCUGGUGUGCUGUUUGCUGCGUCAACGUUAAUAGAGAAAAUUGUACUUUUACAACGGUGUGGGGCUGGCACAGGAUUAUACUUAAGAAUUUCAUCAAGAGCCCAUGAUUGCUUGGGAUUCUUGCACCAUGGUUCUAGGUUAUUGGGUUGGUGGUCGAUUGAUGAAGGAAGUCAAGAGGAACAGGCACAGCUUUACCAUGAUGGGGCUUCUGGGUAUGGAGGCUUCAGGCAGCUCUUGGUGAGCAAACAGAAAUCACAAACUUUAGUCAGCAGGAGUUUGAGAGACUUCAAAAUGAGAAAGUGUUAUGUAGGGUUUGCUUUGAGAGAGAGAUUAGUAUGGUUUUGCUUCCCUGUAGGCAUCGUGUUCUUUGCAGUACCUGCUGCGAGAAGUGUAGAAAAUGCCCAAUUUGUUGUGUCUCCAUUGAGGAAUGCUUACCUGUAUACAAUGUUUAAUUUCCAAGUUGGCAACCUUUCUGCAAAAAUGGUAGUGCAUGGCAAAUAUCAAUUAACUUAACAGUUAGUUGACUCCAGAAAGUGGCUUAGCUCUACAUCUGAUGACAUUUGGCUUGCCUUAAUUGGUUCUUCUCCACUCUAUCUGAUUUUGUGGAAUAUUUAACUCUAUUAGCAUGGACAAUUCUAAAGAUUUAUAUUAGCCUCAACACAAAAUUAUUAAAUGGUCUACUUACACAACACCAACAAUAGUUCACUUGAAAUUCUUUUAAUUCUUUCCAUUCCACCCAAAUCCUGUCCAUAGUCUCAAUCCAAGCAACUCUGCUCAGAACCUCUCCUAGGGAUUUCCUUCUCAUGUAUUUGUCUUUCAACAAUUUGGUUUUGUCAGGGGCCACUCAACAUAAAACCUUUAAGUUAUUAGGUGAGAAUUCAAAAAUAAAUUUUAGUCAUUAACAUGCUGCCCUCUUGCACAUGCCCCAUUGGGUUAAAAACUCAUAUGUUGUUCUGAAAUUUAAUAUUUGGUUGCAUAUAGAUAGUUGAGGUUCUAACUUUUGAUCACUUUGGUGAGAAAGACUAAUACCAUGAGAAGAAUCAAAGGACUUAAAAGCCUAAGCUGUUACUGUUAGGUGAGUUGAAAAUAAUUUUAUUCACCAAAAGUUUUGAGUUGGCAAAUGUGUCCUACCUUAUCAUGUCAUCCAGAAUUUCACACAUCAAUUUCAGAUUGUAUAUUAUUCACACAGGCAGUGUUAACUAUGUUCUUGCAUUGCGGGGCCAAUCCCUAAAAAUUUUAGUUUGUGGAUCUCUUGAUUUAAUUUUGCCUACUGGACCAAGUAGAUCAAUGUCCUUGGAUAAAUUUCGAAGUGCUUGAUGGUUUGAUGGAUGCUUUUGACUAUCUUCAAUUGCCAUAUAUUUUCAAUCUGCUUUUUAUAUCAAAAUCAAACGGAAUUGUCUUGUUUAUAGUGAUAAUAACUCUGGUUUGCACUGGAAACUUAGCGCAUCAAAUAUCCCAAAAACAUUUCAUUCACAUGCUCGAGGCAUAGGGGAUUUGGAAGAGUGGUCAGACGUUCCUUUCCUUGUUAAAGGGAGCUAAUAAAUGGAUGAAAAUGAACAUAACACUAACCAGAUUGUGCUGAUAUGAGAUUACUUCAAACAUUUGUUGCUAAAUAUGAGAUUACUAAAAUUGAAAUUAGCAAGAUACCAUAGAAGUCAUAAAAGAAUUAUUGAUAUGAAAACGGAUAGUGAGAUCUCUCACGUGCAUAUCGUCGUGAUAGCCAUAUGCUUCGGGUUUAGCAGCGGGCACAAUUAUGGCAUUGUUGCUCGCUGGCGUGGCUCAUUGCUUUGGCAUUAUCGAAUAGCUUCUUGGCAAAGUCGUCGAAGCACUCAGAGAUAGUUCGAAAAGGAGUGUCUGGAUAGAGAGCGGACUUCAACAUCAGUAGGCUUGUCCAAGCUCAAGGUUUAUUUGGCAGCCUUUUUUGAAAAAUAUCACGAGUUAGCGCAGCAACCACGCUCUGUGGAAUCCGCAUUUCUGCACUGUUAGGCCAGAAAAUUAAUGCUUAAUGGGGCCAUCCUUGAAGAAAUCGGGUUACGUGUACCAAAACUAAUAAGAAAUGUGAAAUUAAGAUAAAACCUUCGG
Durio zibethinus is the source of this 2905-nucleotide messenger RNA. Lineage: Eukaryota; Viridiplantae; Streptophyta; Magnoliopsida; Malvales; Malvaceae. The record is from RefSeq and is a predicted model, not a curated record.